Daldinia loculata is the source of this 1371-nucleotide messenger RNA. RefSeq lists its product as uncharacterized. The transcript has a single exon. The record is from RefSeq and is a predicted model, not a curated record. The coding region runs from base 146 to 1027 and encodes 293 amino acids. Lineage: Eukaryota; Fungi; Ascomycota; Sordariomycetes; Xylariales; Hypoxylaceae.
UUCCGAAUUUUAUUAUUAAUACUCGUAGUUUUCUCAUAGAAGUUUAGUCAAGAAUUAUCCAUCAGUCGAUCCGGAGAGUAUAACUAGGUAAAUAUUGAAUUUGGAAAGAUAGGUAAUCUACUAUUUAUAAUCUAAUAUCUACUCCAUGGCACAGUCAAAGGAGAAAGAAGCACAGGGUGAGGCACUCCCUUCAUAUGAAGAUGUCUCCGGCCCCUCGAUCGUCACAGAGACACCGGAAACGGGGCCGACAGCUGCCUCCCCUUUCAAUUUCCCUCCUGAUAGUGACCUACCACCAUACUCGGCUUUAGCAGCCAACACUAGCGAUCAGUGUCCUAUCGCAAUCCCCCAGAUCAAAGCAGACCCCACCUCCCCUUUCCUCGAAGCAUCCUCGCCAUCACUACUACGCCAUGGAAUCACACAAGAGACUUGGCUCGGAUUCAUCCGCACUCUAUCAGGCUUCCUAGCGGCGACCGUCUCACAGAAAGCCGUCAGCCAUGCCGGCGACAUGGCGCAACACGUCGGCGACGUGCCCAAGCGCUUCGGCAAGGAGACGAUGGCGCACAUUAAAGCCUCAGGCCAAACCAUUAAGGAUACCGCCAAGUCGGGGAACGUGGUCGGCGCCGCAGUUCAUGUCGUAGGUGCCACCAUCGUCAUUCCAGUUGCCACCGCCCUCCGGGCCGUCGGCGCCGCAGUCGGACUUCCGUUCGCGGCUAUAAACGCCGUCAGCCGGGAGCCGAAGACGCCAAAGGAGCGCGCUAUUGCAUACACAGCCGCCGCGAACAUCGAGUGGUUGCACCGGCGCGGGCUCGACGCCCAUCUGCUGGACACAGCGGAACUAGGUCAGAUUCUUGGCCUGUCCGCCGACGAAUUACUGCAGACUUCACGCGGGGCCAAGGACGCAAGCGCGGAAGGGCAGCUAGCUGCCCUGGGAGCACAUAUUGCAGAGCUUAAUGUACGGGUUCUUGGCCCGCUUGAGUUGGAAGCUAGGACUUUUUGGUUGGUGGUUACGGAGAGGAAUGAGGAUUAGGAAGAUAUGAGUGAGAAGGGCAAGGAGAAGGAGAAGAAAAAGGGAUAAGCGGUAUAAAGAUCAUACGUAUUUAUAGGGAUUAUACUGGAAGCAUUGGUGGAUCUAUUGUGCAUCGAUAGAAAGGAAUUGCCUGAUGAGUAUGGUGGAUUUCUGAUAGCAACCUGAAAGGGAUUCAGGAGCGGAAAGACCCUUAUAAGUAUGAUCAAAGGCUUAAGUAGAGAAAUACCCUAGAUUUAUCAUGUCUGAUCAUCUAUUAACAAGAAUAAAUUUAAGGCGUAGGAAAUAGUGAGUUCCGAUUUAUACCCUAAAUCCCGACCCGGGUUCAUUGUAUUUCAUAACUAACU